CCAAGUCACAAGACUACUCGAUAACGUUGCACAUGUCUGUCUUCCGAUAGAACUCGGUAUAUUUAGAACGAGGAGUAUUAAAAAGGAAACUAAACUACAAAAGCCUGGUUUGGUCGACUUCUUUAUAACAGAAAUGUAUAAAAUGAUACAUGCAGUCUUGUUCGCGGUUCUUGCCUCCCUUCUAGCUAUCUCGGAUGCUAAGUCUGCAGAUGAGUGGAAAUCGCGGGUUAUAUAUCAGCUCCUCACGGACCGAUUCCACAACCCUAGUGCUGGUGGUUCUUGUGGCAACCUGCGAGACUAUUGCGGGGGCACCUUUCAGGGAGUAAUCAAGAAAUUGGACUACAUACAAGGCUUAGGUGUGAAUGCCAUCUGGAUAUCUCCCGUCGUUGAGAAUACCCCAGGCGGUUACCAUGGAUACUGGGCUAAGAACAUCAGUAACAUCAACCCCAAGUUUGGUUCUCCACAAGACCUGAAAGACUUGGUUUCGGCCUGUCAUGCACGUGGUAUUUGGGUCAUGGUAGACGUGGUUGGCAAUCAUAUGGGGUACCCCCCAGGCUGCCCCGGCUGCUCCAUGCAGCAAGAGACCGACUUCUCUUCGCUGUGGCCGUUCAACAGAGCGGAACACUACCAUAAUUACUGUGAUAUUAAGAAUUGGGGUGACGCCCAUGAGGUCGAAUAUUGUCGGUUGGCGGAGCUACCAGAUUUAAACCAGGACAACUCCUACGUCAGAGAAACCCUAAAAGCCUGGAUCCACAACUUAGUACAGACAUACGGAUUCGAUGGAAUUAGGAUUGACACAAUUCCGGAAGUCAAACCACAGUUUUGGAACGAGUUUGGUCAGUCGUCGGGGGUCUUCCAAAUCGGUGAAGUUGACAACGGUGACCCCGACUACGACUCCCCCUUCCAGGGUCCCUUGACCUCCGUCCUCAAUUACCCCAUGUACUGGACUCUAAGAAAUGUGUUCCAGCAGAAAUCUGCAGGAAUGAGGACCAUUGGGGACAGGCUGAGAGAAGAGGCUGCGAAGUUCAAAGAUAUGACAGUACUAGGCGGUUUCGUGGACAAUCAUGACAAUCCUCGUUUCCUUAGCAUCAAUAAAGACUGGACCAGCCUGAAGAACGCUCUGGCAUACACGCUGAUGGCACGAUGGAUCCCUAUUGUGUAUUAUGGCACAGAGCAGGCGUAUGCGGGGGGUAACGAUCCGUAUAACAGGGAGUCCCUGUGGCCAAAUUACAACACCAACCAUUUAAUGUACCAGUUUAUCGCCCAGGUGAACGCGUUCAGAAAUAAACUGGGUAGCGCAUUUUACGACUCGGCUCAGAACGAACGUUGGAGGGAUGACAGCUUUUAUGCCUUCACCAGAGGAAAUGGGGAAUCAGUCCUUGUCUGUGUUUCCAACCAAGGAUCAGGAUCGACUGAGCAACGAGAUAUUGGAGACCUCCCGUAUCACGACGGAACCACUCUCCAAAACAUCCUGGACACGAGUGAUAAGAUCACAGCAAACGGAGGCAAAGUGAGCAUUAAUAUACAGAACGGCCAACCAAAGAUAUACCACGUUUUGUCAGGUGAGCACGAGGGUACGACUGAAUCCCACGUGACACCGCGUAACCAUGGUGACGUAGACACGCCCCCGACCGCCUCGCACCGUGUAGAGUCGGGACAAGAAGCAAACGUACUCGGUAUUGUGGUGGGUGUUGUGGGAGCAUGUGUCGUUCUGGGAGGAAUAGUCGGCUAUCUCGGUUAUAAAAAACUUCACAGGAGGUCCUACGUCACACUGAACUAGCCAGCGCCGGGCGUGUUCAUGUUCCGUAUUGUUCCAGCAUCCUUGAGUUUUACAAUGUUCCAGCACUAUAUGAAAAGGUCGAAAGACAAUCUCCAUAUUACAACAUAAUUGCUGAUAAACAAGGACAUGAGCGGUCUACAACUAAUAUAUGUUUCUAAUUUCAUUGUCAGAGAUUUAUAAAAUAAUCAAAAAACAAACGAUUUAAUUAAGAAUUUCAGUUAUUUAAUUUGAAUUGAUGAUUACAAAAUGACACUACAUGGAAAUGAAGCUGCUAUAAAUUUCCAGAAAACGCUCGUGGUUCUCUGUGCAAGUCCAGCGUCACUGGUCCAUGUUCACGCUGUCCACGAUAUACUAAUAAAAACGUAAUCUUACGCUUGUUUUCUCUACCUGAUAUUGAGUGCCAUAUGUGUAUCGAUUAUCUUUAUUGGCACAUUUGUUUGAGAAGGGGCUUUGACCUGACAAUACUGUGUAGCAAUUAUACUCACAUAUAUUCUAAUCUGUGUUGAAGGUAACACAUAUAUUAGUACAUAUCUACACAUCUGAGCAUUGGAAAAUGCGAGACAUAUUCAAGCCUGUAAAAAAUUAAACUUGUUAAAAGUGCAAAGCAUUUUGAACUGUAUUUUAUUCAACACUCGGCGUCACUCACCACUGUUGUCUUCCAUCUCUAUAUCUCUGACUAACACUUUUAUCAAUACAUUAAGGAUGAAGACGAUGGGGGUUAUCUUCUUAACCAAGCAAGAUAUACCAACAUGUUGCAUAUCAAUAAAAUGCUUAUUUUAUAUAAC
Messenger RNA from Lingula anatina, 2565 nucleotides. RefSeq lists its product as uncharacterized. Gene Ontology annotation, biological process: carbohydrate catabolic process. Lineage: Eukaryota; Metazoa; Brachiopoda; Lingulata; Lingulida; Lingulidae. Gene Ontology annotation, molecular function: calcium ion binding; alpha-amylase activity. The record is from RefSeq and is a predicted model, not a curated record.